AUACUGCAAUGUGGCCACCCGCAAACCGAGGAGUUGCCUCUAUUAUUCCCGUAGCUAACACUUAUCGUAUUUACUUUGGCGAAACAUAAUAUAAUGCUAAGGAGUGACGCCGUUUAGUGUAGCACAAUCACCGUGUUUUAGUUACUUCCGUGUGUAUCUAAAGUCGGAUCUCCGUCCUACUCUCAUUAACUUGAUUGGCUGUCGCUCAUGUCGACAAAGCCCUUCUUAUUUGUGAUUGGGCUGAGAAUGUCACGUGUCUUGAGUACCGCGUAGUCACUAAUAUUAGGCUUGCAUAGCGAGGACAUAAACGAUCCAGGAGUAAGUUACUUUGGUUUUAAUGAGACCUGCUCCUUCAGGUAUCUCUUCAAAGAUAUUUCCUGACUAGAAACAAUUUAUGAAGUAGAAGAGGACCUGAGCUUUUAAUGAAAUAUUUUGGGAAACUCCACAUGGAUUCUUCAUGCUGAUCUUUGCUUUUCCCAAGCUGAGUAGAGCAGUGGUACGUGCGAGGACACUGGCGGCUCAUCUCAGCUACGCAGCCAUGUCCACAUAUUACGAGUGCUCCAAUUCGUCUUCUGCUGCCAGUAGGGAUGCUCCCACUGCAGCCAUUCUCAUCAUUGGAGAUGAGAUACUCAAGGGCCACACAGUGGACACCAACAGUGCCUUUCUGACGCGAGCGCUAAGGAGGCUUGGAGUGUCUGUGCAACGCAUAACAGUCAUUCCAGAUAUACAGGAGGUUAUAGCCAAAGAGGUGGCCCUCCUUUCACCAAAGUAUACACAUCUCAUCACCUCAGGGGGCAUAGGCCCUACUCAUGAUGAUGUCACAUUUGAAAGCAUUGCCAUGGCAUUCCAAGAGGAGUUGUAUCCCCAUCCUGAGCUUAUCCGGCUGGUUGAAAAGUUCUUUGGGCAGGUGGACAAAAACUCUGCCGCUAUGAAGCAGGCCAUGGUGCCUCGCUCAGCCAAACUCAACUAUGGAACUGACCCUCAGACAGGACAGCCGCAUCCCUAUCCACUGGUCAGUGUACAUAACGUGUAUGUCUUUCCUGGGAUCCCGUCUAAUAUGGAGAGGGCCUUCAAUGGACUGGAGCAUCUCUUUGCUAGUUCAGGGACCACUUUUCACACUCAUGAGGUGUUUGUGGAUGCAGAUGAAACAGAGAUCGCACCUGUGCUGACCAAACUGCAGGCUGGUUGGGGUCGGAAGGUGGCUCUAGGCUCCUACCCUGACUGGCUGAGUAACUAUAACAAAGUCAGGCUGGUCCUGGAUUCAGACAGUCAAGUGGAUGUGGACAAAGCCCAGGCACAGCUGCUGGAUGAGCUGCCCAAGGGCAGCGUGGUGCCCUUGGUCACUGACCCGGUGUCCAUCGCCACUGCUGAGGUGUACGCCCUGGCCGACAGUGGCACAGCGUUGGGUGACAAAGUAAAGUCUGCUCUGAAAACAAUAGAGACGGCACUGGAUCAGUAUCCGACAGAGGAAAUCUGCAUUGGCUUUAAUGGGGGAAAAGACUGCACUGCUCUGCUUCAUCUCUACUAUGCUGCGCUGAAGCGCCGGUAUCCAGAUGGUAAAGACAAGGUAAAAGCCCUGUAUAUCCGUAUUGUCUCUCCAUUCCUGGAAAUUGAGAGAUUUAUCCAGGACACAAAAAAAAGAUAUGGCCUGGAGCUGUUCUCUGUGGAGGGCAGUAUUCGACAGGCACUGAAUGAGGUGCAGGAGAGGAGGCCAGAGCUGAGAGCGGUCCUGAUGGGGACCAGGAGCAGUGACCCCUACUCACGCACACUCACACCCAUGUGUGCCACUGACACCGGGUGGCCAGACUACAUGAGAGUCAACCCUUUACUAGACUGGACAUAUCAUGACAUCUGGUCAUUCUUGAGGACGCUGUAUGUGCCCUACUGUAUUCUUUAUGAUAAAGGGUACACUUCCCUGGGCAGUAUGGACAACACUUGUCAAAACCCGGCCCUGCGGAUGGUGGAUGAGAGAGGGGUGACACGAUACAAGCCGGCCUACCUCCUGGAGAAUGAAGAAGAGGAGCGAAACUCUCGUGCCUGAUGUAGCCUCACUUCUUUCUGUGUCACCUUCUGCUGAUGCAGAUCUCAGAUCUGCACCUGCACACAUGUAGAAAACUUAACAUGUACUGUUUUUGUUCACCUUGUGAGUAGUUCCAAAAGACUCAACAUGUCUAUUUGUAGAAUGAGACGGUGAAGGGUGUCCGUAUGUGUGCUACUGGUGGUCACGGUACUUUUGAGUCUAAAGUAGUGGCUCGCUGCUAUUGAAUAAAACAUCGGUCUGUGUCAUCUUUUUCUCUUGUCAUGUUCCUAUUUUAAGAGGAGUCUGGCAUACAAAUUGUGACUCCGUUCUGCUGGGCUUUCAGUUCUUGAUUUAUCUUAACCGUGGAUCUAUUAGUCAUUUUUCUAAACCCAGUCAGAACAUUCUGCCCAGAAAUAGAGCCUCUAUCAAAAUGUAUUAGUAAACUAUGGAGGGGUUUUCUGUUAAGGUGAGAAAAUCAGGUUUUAGGAACCCAGUGUGGAGCAGCAUGGGCAGACCGGUGAAGGUCAACCACCAGGCUCAUACUGACUCAUCUGUUUCGUACUGAAUAUCCAUAAUUGCGGACUCCAACGCGUUAACCCAGCGUCUCCUUGGCCCGUUUUCACCAGGACACCUCCACAUGCUGUAGUUCAGUUUGUGCACCUCACGGGCGCGUUGUUCUCACGUUUUCCAUUUAGCACCAGUGAUUACAAUAAAUUACCUUCUCUGUUUCCAGACAUCAUUGAAUCAAGGCUCAUCGAUCCGCUCUCUCUCGCUCGCUCCACGCCUUGAGAUUAGUGCGCGCCCGCGCAGCGAGGGUCGAUACCGGCCGAUUUAAUAAAGCGCGUCGCUUACGAGGCCACCGCGGGGCUGCACACGCUGAUACACCAGCAAUUACCACCUCCAGCCCGGCCUCCCCCUAAAACCUAUAACUUCACGGCUUACUUGAUUUAUUAAUAAUAAAAAAGAGGCAAUGAACAAAGGCUUCAUGAUCACGACAGCUAUGUAAUGGUGUGUUUUUGGGAUGAAUGCACCGGGGCAUUGUCUUGGAUUGUGUGGGAAAAACCAAUACUGCAGGCUAACAGCAUGUCUGAGUUAUGCUCCCUCAUGUACAUAAACUAUGGCAGUUUUUAGUGGACGUUUUAAAUAGUUUUAAAUGAAUAAACUCAGGCAAUUUUGUUCAGUUUCUUUUAGUUUUUUUAAGGAGGUUUAACUUUAUUUUCAAGUGUCUGUAGUGUUGAAAUGUUAAUAUACCCACCUGCAGCAUGUUUUGCUGGUCUUUUUCCCUGUCACUGCAGUAAAUCAGGUUGUACCUUUACUCCAGUCCUGCACAUCCUUGUACUUUCCUUGGUUAUUUUAUAUUAUACAUCUAUCCCACUACCUACA
Messenger RNA from Monopterus albus (swamp eel), 3403 nucleotides. It is a transcript of the gene flad1, whose product is annotated as flavin adenine dinucleotide synthetase 1. The transcript is spliced from 11 exons. Bases 458 to 2041 code for a protein of 527 amino acids. Gene Ontology annotation, biological process: FAD biosynthetic process. Gene Ontology annotation, molecular function: FMN adenylyltransferase activity. Lineage: Eukaryota; Metazoa; Chordata; Actinopteri; Synbranchiformes; Synbranchidae. The record is from RefSeq and is a predicted model, not a curated record.